CAUCCAUGCUCACACACAGCCUCGGUGGUUUUAAGAUGUAAACUCUCUUCACCUAUUUCCAAAGCUCAAUGUGGGGUGAUGCUGAAGUCAAAAUUAGAGUCACCAGAGUGCAAUCUUGGUAUGAAGACUCCCUUGAGCCCCACCCAGCUGAUUGAAAAUGGACAGCUGCUUUUCAUGUUCCCUGACAUGCAGCUACAGCAGGAGAAGAAGAAGGUGCUGUACUCCCUCUGUGAAGUCUGCAACAUCCAGCUACACUCGGCUGCGCAGUCACAGGUCCACUACAACGGCAAGUCACACCUCAAAAGGGUCAAACAGUUGAAUAACGGAGAGCCGCCUGCAGCGAGUGUCAGCACGGCCCCUGCUUCUCUCAGCAGUGCCAGUCAAGGAAGUUCCUGUCAUAGCAACACACUCCCUGCGUUAGUCCGGACUUCGUCUCUAAUGAUGCAGUCCACUCUGGACAUGAAGCCUUUCAUGACCUUCCCUAUGGAGAACUCCUCUCCAGUUGGCCUUUUCCCCAAUUUCAAUACGAUGGACCCUGUCCAGAAAGCCGUAAUCAACCACACAUUUGGAGUCUCCAUUCCACCCAAGAAGAAGCAAGUUAUUUCCUGCAACAUCUGUCAGCUCCGCUUUAAUUCAGAUAGCCAAGCCGAGGCGCACUACAAAGGCAGUAAACAUGCCAAGAAGCUCAAAGCACAGGACUCCACGAAAAAAAAGCAGAAAAGUGCUGCCGCCCAGGACAGCUGCACAAAGACAAUCACCAACACCACCACAACUUCUACCAUCUCCUGCACUGCAGUCACUGCCAGCAGCCCUGAGCAACCAGAGAAAAAUGGAGAGCCAUUGGCAGCACACAAAGUCCCUGCAUCCCCACAAGCCUUUGUGCCAGCUCCCACUGCGCCCGUUGUGGUAUUAGUGCCUAGCCCUUGCAAGACAGCACCCACGCAUGCCAGCCUACCCACUGAGCCGGCAGGGCACGCACCAGCCCUGAAAAACACCUCCAAACCAGCAUCAGUGCCAACGACCCUGUCAGAGCCCAACGUGGAGUCUGAGGAAGAGAAAGCAAAGAAGCUCUUGUACUGCUCGCUGUGCAAAGUGGCUGUCAACUCUCUCUCACAGCUAGAGGCGCACAACACAGGUUCAAAGCACAAAACUAUGCUGGAAGCACGAAAUGGAGCUGGCCCCAUUAAGGCCUACCCCAGACCAGGGUCCAAACUCAAAGUGCAGGCCACACAAAUUAACAAAGGUUCAGGCUUACAAAACAAGACGUUUCAUUGUGAAAUCUGUGACGUCCAUGUCAACUCAGAAAUCCAACUUAAACAGCAUAUCUCCAGCAGGCGGCAUAAGGACAGAGUGGCUGGCAAACCCACAAAACCCAAAUACAGCCCGUACAACAAGCAGCAACGGAGCUCCAACUCUCUGGCAGCAAAACUCGCCCUGCAGAACGACCUGGUGAAGCCCAUUUCACCGGCAUUCCUUCCCACACCCUUCUCACCCACCACAGUCCCCUCCAUCUCCCUCCACCCUCGUCCCAGCACCUCCAUCUUUCAGACGGCCACACUUCCACCCUCCUUUCUGCGUGCUGCUCCGGGACCGAUUCGGCACACCGCAGGCUCCAUCCUAUUUGCGCCUUACUGAGCCCUCACGCCACAUGGACGUGACCGACCAUGUUGGAACAGAUGUUUCUCAAGCUACGCCAUGCUACACGCUGUUCGCCGAACUGCAGAUCUUAAAACAAUUGUGUAUUUAUUGAAACUUUAUCCUCAACUGUCCUCACGAUCAGAAACCCAGGAAGGAUGUCGUCUUAGUGAGGGCUUUUUACAUUUGAAAAUUAAAAGAAAAUAAGACAAAAAAAAAUAAGAAAAAAAGUGUUGAACUGCUUCCUGAAAGACUUGAAUUAUCAUAGUCUUCCUUUUCAACUGAACCAACAAAUCUGGACAAGCACAUGCCAUUAGGCAUAGGUUCUCAACCUAGGAGUCGCAACCCUGCAUGGGAUCAUGCAAGUUUUCUAUGAUCCUAUUUUUGCUAUAUUAAGACAUUUAUUAACAUAUUAAAGGAACUGUUAGUGAUUUUUUUCAUGAAAUGACACACAACAAAACAUCCUUAUUACCUGUCAGAUUUCACUGAAAUAGGUGCCCUGAAAUACCACACCUGUCUCUGUAAACAGCUGGGAAAAAUGUCCACGGCCAGAUUCUUUAUUUAGCCAAUCAUAUAACUUUGAAGCAUCUUCUGCCUGUCAACAAUUUCUGCAUGUUCACAGGACAGCCCAUAUAUGGGCAGCAGGAAGCUGAUAGCUUGUCUUUGGUGGUGGGGUUUUGGAAAGGGGGGUGUGUCUAAUUUAAUGGCUUAGUCUUGUGGAAGUUCCAGAACAGCUAAAAUCGCUUACAACACUAUUGAGUAAAUAUGAAUACAUUAAUAAUUAAUUUAGAAUGUUUUUAUUAUAGUUUAUUAUAAAACAUUAUAAUUUAUUAUAUUAAUACAAAAUACUAAUAUUUUAAUUAAUUCGAUUUUUUAUUAUAUUUUUACUCAUUAAAUAAAAAUAAUAAUAUUUUUAAUAAAGAUUAUUAUUAUUUAAUAUUAGUAUUAUUAGUAUUGUUUUGAUAGCCUAGGCUAGACCUAUAAAUAAAAUAUGCAGCUUCUCUUGUACUUAUUAUUAUUAUUAUGUGAAAUGUGAGCUACACCUUGAUGCAAAGGUGAAUCCAACAUAUUUACUCCUGUGUUUGUGCAAGUUUUCCACAAAAGCAAAUACAAAGAAGUAUCACAGGGCUCCCUAAAGCUGCUUAUACUAUUCGUAACUUACCUUAUUUUUUCUUUCUUUUUUUGCAUCAAGACCAAAAGUACCGAUCCAAGUAGGAUUUUUAAUUUUUUUUCAUCCAAGUUGGAUAUAACAGCAGAGAGUGGAAGCUUCAGCAUGACGCACAAGCCCAGCCAUCUCAUUAGACAGGGUGAGUGCCAUGAAGGGUUGCCCGAAUCAUUUGAUGUAGUUAUUGUUGCAAGAUCAAUAACAAUACGAUUGACUAAAUAAUUAAAUAAUAAAAAGAGUUUUGGAAAAUUAAAAUUGGGUUGCGACCCAAAAAAGUUUGAGAACCCCUGCCAUAAGGCCUUGUCAAAAACAAUCCCAAAUCUUACCAUAGGACAAUAUGUGUACAAUCAAUGGCUUGAUGUUGUCAGGGAGUCUAUGAUGCAGUUUUGGCCGAUGUGCUGUCUUGUAUUGUGUAGUCAAUAAGCUCAUCCAUCAGUACUUGAGUGCUGUUUUCCUCCUUUUAUCUGCCAGGAAUCAGCAUUUUUCUUUUCAUCGUGUGUUUUGGUUCCUCUCUUUGUCAUACGAGUAGAUUUAGUCUGUUUUUAUCAUGAAACACUCUUUUCUGCAAUAGGAAAACUGUGGGCCUUUCAUCUGUCUGUGAUAUCCUUAUUUGUCACAAGACUGUACUAAUGUGCAGCUCUCUGAUAAUGCAAUAAUGUAUAGAUCUUUCAAUAUUGAUAUUCUUCAUAGUGUAUUUAAUGUUUACCUUCCAGGUUGCAAUACUAGUUGUAUUUUAUGAGCUGGAAGGGGUACGAAGAGAUGGGUAUGUUAUUUGGUAUAUUAUUUUUAGAGAGAGAGACAUUUCCAUUCACUGAAAGUUCUUUAUUUGGCUGUGGAAUUUCUUAGUCCAUAGUAUAUAUAUAUAUAUGUUUGUAUGUUUGAGAGUCUGUACAUAAAGAUGCUACAUUUUCAAUAAAAUAAUAUAUUUAAUUGAUUUCUUCCAAAAUUAUGUUGUAUAUUUAUUUUUGUUUUCAUCCUUAAUUAAA
Messenger RNA from Xyrauchen texanus (razorback sucker), 3786 nucleotides. RefSeq names its product zinc finger protein 385B. Lineage: Eukaryota; Metazoa; Chordata; Actinopteri; Cypriniformes; Catostomidae. Gene Ontology annotation, cellular component: nucleus. Bases 79 to 1635 code for a protein of 518 amino acids. The transcript has 9 exons. Gene Ontology annotation, molecular function: zinc ion binding; nucleic acid binding. The record is from RefSeq and is a predicted model, not a curated record.